Molecule: messenger RNA, 1488 nt
Organism: Colletotrichum orchidophilum
Lineage: Eukaryota; Fungi; Ascomycota; Sordariomycetes; Glomerellales; Glomerellaceae
Exons: 8
Coding region: 1-1488 (495 amino acids)
Biological process (GO): transmembrane transport
Cellular component (GO): membrane
Molecular function (GO): transmembrane transporter activity
Source: RefSeq, a predicted model, not a curated record
AUGGAGCAAACAAGAGCAUCCAGAGACCUUCGACAAGGAGAUGAAGAGUUUGGUACUCGUGCCAUUGACGAGAAGACUCAUGAUUCGACUCACGUAGAGGACGUCAAGGGGAGAGAUAUCGGAGAGAUCUGCGGGCUGACCGAAGCCGAGCAGAAGAAAGUCAUACGCCGCAUCGACAUUCGUCUGCUUCCGAUUCUAGGCAUCAUGUACUCCAUCUCCCUCAUAGACCGAACAAACCUUGGGCUUGCCUUGGUCGCUGGCAUGCAAGAAGAUCUGGGACUCGCCGUGGGAAACAGGUACACCGUCAUUGUGAUGGUGUUUUUUGUUGCAUACAUUCUCUUCGAGAUACCAAGCAAUCUCGUGCUUCCGAAGGCUGGACCCGCCAAUUGGCUUUCGUUCCUCGGUGUAGGCUUUGGAGUGGUGCUCAUCGGUAUGGGCUUCACCAAGAGCUGGGGCGCGAUGGCAGUGUGUCGAGCUCUGCUGGGAAUACUAGAAGCAGGUUUCCUGCCAGGAUGCACCUAUCUGAUUACCUGUUGGUACACCCGAUUCGAAGUAGGCAAGAGGCUGUCCGGCUUUUGGAUCCUUUCCGUCCUCGCCAGCGGCUUCUCUGCAAUCUUUGCAUAUGUUCUCACCCUUCUCCGCGGGAAGAGUGGAUUGAACGGCUGGAGCUGGAUAUUCAUCAUCGAGGGCGCAAUCACCGUGCUGGUUUGUGCUCUAGGUCGGUUCAUCAUCAUUGACUUCCCAACCCAAGCCGGCAAGUUCCUGAAACCAACGGAGCAAGAGUUCAUUAUUGCCCGCAUCAACCAGGAUCGCGGCGAUGCCGAGGAGGAUGGCAUCAAUCUGGCCAGGAUUCUGCACCACCUCAUGGACUGGAGGCUGUACUUUUGGGCGUUCAAUCUCAUGGCCUCGACCCUCCCAGGAUACGCUUACUCCUACUUCCUCCCCAUCAUCCUUCGCAACGGUAUGGGCUUCAGCAGUACAGAGGCGCAACUGCUUUCUGCGCCUCCGUAUGUUCUUGCAGCUAUUGUGGCCUACACCUCUGGCUACCUCGGUGACAAGUACAAGAUUCGAGGUCCCAUCAUCGCAGUACAUCAAGCCUUGACUGCAGUCGGUAUGCUGAUUACCGUGUACGGCAAGGCUAACGGUGCUCGCUACUUUGGAGCAUUUCUUGGUAUCGGAUUUCUCCAGUUUUGCGUACCUGGCGUGCUCACCUUCCAAGCGAACAACAUCACCUCGCACUCAAAGAGGGCCGUCUCUAGUGCAACAUGCCUCAUUGGAGGCGGCCUCGGCGGCAUAAUUGCAAGCACAGCUUUCAUGUCGAAAGAGAGUCCCCACUACACUACCGGCAUCUGGACGACAUUUGCCAUCUCUAUGGCUAGUAUCACGAUGAUUAUCAUUAUGGAUAUCUACUUGUGGCGCUGCAACAAAGCAGCAAAAGCGGGGCGUCGUAGAAACGAGGGCAUGGAAGGCUGGUUGUAUACACUGUGA